AUGAACAAUCAAUUGCAGCAACAUCAAUUUAAAUAUUAUCAAUAUUACUUUUUGAGCCAUUGUCAUAGUGAUCACUUUAAAGGGCUUGAUGAUAGAUUCUUUCAGAAUGCAUCGGCAAGUGAUGAGACAUGCAUUGUUUGUCAUCCGAUAACUAGAAAUUUGCUUCUUGCACUUUAUCCAAAAUUAGAUAAGGAUAGAAUAUUGGCUAUCGAUUUAUUGCAACCUACUUUAUUGACUGUGAGAGGUGCAUCUUCUAAGGAACCAAAACAUUUCAUGUGCACAUUAUUAAGCUCUAAUCAUUGCCCUGGUUCCUGUAUGUUUCUAUUUGAAAUUGCCAAGCCAGGUUCUCCAAAUGAAGUGGAAAGUAUAUUGUAUUGUGGUGACUUUAGGGAUCCACCAUCAGACACUAUACAAUAUUUGAAAUCAAAGAAAAUUUCAAAGGUUUAUAUUGAUGACACUUUUUGUGACCCUUCUAAUUUCCUUAAUUUACCAAAGCGAUCUGAUAGUAUCAAGGAGCUUAUCAAAUUAAUAGAAAAGGAAAGAGCAAAACAAAGAGCUGUUUAUAUUGCACUUGAUUUAUUGGGAACGGAAAGAGUUUUAUUCGAAUUAGUAAGCCAUUUCAAGACUAAAUUAUUUUGUGAUUAUGAGAAUUUGAAUCCUAAAAGAAGAAAGGAAAUUGAUUGUAUGAAAUCACUCAAAGAAAAUAUUUUCACACGAGAUAAGGAGAAAACUUUCAUUAGAGUUGUUUCCAAAACCACCAUCAAAUCACUAGCUGAAUUACUGAAAAAGGAAGAUGACUGCCCACUUUUGAUAUGUAUCUCUACAAUGUUUCUCAAAUAUUUGAAUAAGGAUACUCGUGGAAUGUCCUCUAGUUUUGAUAGAGGAUCUAGCACUUAUUUCCAGGAUGGUAUUUUUAAAAUAUUGUAUUCAUUCCAUUCAUCUCACAAGGAAAUUCUCAAAUUCUUAGAACAAGUAUUUGGAUCGAAUGUGAAGGAGUAUCCUUCCAUCAUUUCUCUCAAUCCUCACCAAACAUCCUCUAAAAACAAUAAGAAUCUUCUCGAUGACAUUCGUAAAGGAACCUCUUCCACUAAGGUUGAAGAUGAUUCCAAAGAUUAUGGAUUCUUUUCAGACACUGAAACCCUUUUCAAGGAGGAACAUGUUGUCAUUAAGGACAACUUUCUUGAGACCCUCAUUGAAAAGAGGAGAAGCAGUUCACAGAGAGAUGACGAAGAAUUAUUCUCUUCUCUUGAAACAGAACCAUACACAGCCAUACCAGAGGAAGAUCUGGAUGCAGAAAAACUCUUCGAAGAAUUCAACUCUCAACAGGACGAGCUCGUCACACCAACCACUUCUCAUCCAAUAACCUUCUCGCUGAUGAGUCCCUUCACUCCUCAGCCACCAUCAUCACAAAAGAAGAGACUCAACUCAUCAUCAAACGAUGAGUCUUUCAACAUGUUAAAUCUCAGUGAAGAUGACAAUACACCAAAACAAUCGGAAAAGAAGAAGAAAAAAUUGGAGUGA
Molecule: messenger RNA, 1521 nt
Organism: Naegleria gruberi
Lineage: Eukaryota; Heterolobosea; Eutetramitea; Acrasida; Naegleriidae
Exons: 1
Coding region: 1-1521 (506 amino acids)
Biological process (GO): interstrand cross-link repair; double-strand break repair via nonhomologous end joining; protection from non-homologous end joining at telomere
Molecular function (GO): damaged DNA binding; 5'-3' DNA exonuclease activity
Source: RefSeq, a predicted model, not a curated record